AUGACGAGAACAAUGGAAGUGGCGCGAUUUGAAGGGAAUGGAUUGGAAGAACCCAGAUAUACGGAAGAAGUUUCAUGGGAGGAUCUGGAGAGAGACGCUGCUAGUAAAGCCGGUGUAUCCUCUGAAAGAUUUCAAGCCUGGAGAUCUCACAACCAUGACUCUUCAAGAAAAGGUGACGAGCUUUCUGGAGAGAUGUACGAACUGUGGAGGCAAGAACAGAACAGCAUAGCGGCAAGACUUGACAAAGAGCUUAAAUCCAGGUGGGAGCUAGAUGAACUGAUUGAAGAACAGCUGAGCAGAUACCAGUCUCAUUACUACAAGUCCAUGGUUUCAACGUCUUUAAAAGAUGUCUCUAACCUCCUUAUGCCCAUCUGGAUACCGCCUCAUGAGCUAGCUGCCGUGUCCUGGCUUGGAGAUUGGCGUCCCACUUCGAUUCUUGACCUUCUUCGCAUUCUGGCUGCUCAAAACCCUUCUUUCUCUCUGUCUGAGGCGAGUGAACGUGUGGUCUCUCAGCUUCUCCGUGAGAUACGCAUCGAGGAGGCUGUGAUCGAUGAGGAGUAUGCAGAGAUUCAGGCCACCUGUGUUCUGCACCUUCCCUUUUCACCACUCUGCAAUGCUCGGUCGCAUGAAGAAGCUCUGCGUUCUGUGCAGGAGCUGUUUGGGAACAUCCAUAAAGUCAUCUCAAAGGCACAGAGACUCAGGUAUAAAGUGUUGGAGCUGGUGAUGAAGAAGCUGCUGAACCAAACAGAUACUGCCGAGUUUGUGGUUGCAUUCGCAGGGAUUCAAGACGCUAUCCACCAGUUUGGAGAGCAGAAGAAGCUGAAAAAAAUUUACCCGUCAGUUCCUCUGAAGGGAUCAGGAUCAUCAAGUUGA
Molecule: messenger RNA, 873 nt
Organism: Arabis nemorensis
Lineage: Eukaryota; Viridiplantae; Streptophyta; Magnoliopsida; Brassicales; Brassicaceae
Source: the annotation of a GenBank genome assembly